AUGACAUCAGAGGCCCGCUCGUCCUAUCAGUGCUGCCGGCUCACUUCCCCCUCCAGCUACCAAACAUGGCUCCAGCUGAUGUGGGUGCUGCUGGUGUGGGUCAGCCCGGGCUCGCCGGCCCAGCAGGGCUCCCAGCCCCAGUCCAUCAAAAUCGAGGGCGACAUCACUUUGGGCGGGCUGUUCCCUGUGCACUCUCGGGGGCCUGCUGGGGUGCCCUGCGGGGAGAUCAAGAAAGAGAAGGGGAUCCAUCGACUGGAGGCCAUGCUGUACGCCAUGGACCAGAUCAACAGUGAUCCGGACCUGCUGCCCAACAUCACUCUGGGGGCCCGGAUACUGGACACCUGCUCCAGAGACACCUACGCCCUGGAGCAGUCGCUCACUUUUGUGCAGGCCCUCAUCCAGAAGGACAACUCAGACGUGCGCUGCUCAAACGGAGAGCCACCCAUCAUCCCCAAACCAGAGAGGGUGGUCGGGGUGAUCGGGGCGUCUGGCAGCUCGGUGUCCAUCAUGGUGGCCAACGUGCUCCGACUGUUUGCGAUCCCCCAGAUCAGCUAUGCCUCCACUGCCCCGGAGCUGAGCGACAACAGCCGCUACGAGUUCUUCUCCCGUGUGGUGCCUCCCGACUCCUACCAGGCCCAGGCCAUGGUGGACAUAGUCAAAGCCAUGGGCUGGAACUACGUCUCCACGCUGGCCUCCGAGGGCAACUAUGGAGAGAGCGGCGUCGACGCCUUCCUCCAAAUAUCCAGAGAAGCAGGGGGGCUGUGUAUCGCACAGUCCAUAAAGAUUCCCAGAGAGCCCAAACCAGGCGAGUUUGAGAAGAUCAUCAAGAGACUGAUGGAGACCUCGAACGCUCGAGGAGUCAUCAUCUUUGCCAAUGAGGACGACAUCAAGCGGGUGUUGCAAUCUGCCAAAAAGGCCAACCUGACAGGCCACUUCCUGUUUGUUGGCUCCGACAGUUGGGGGGCCAAAAGCUCCCCCAUUCAAGACCAGGAGGAUGUUGCUGAGGGCGCCGUCACCAUCCUGCCCAAAAGAGCCUCUAUUGACGGGUUCGACCAGUACUUCACUUCAAGAUCUCUAGAAAACAACAGAAGAAACAUCUGGUUUGCAGAAUUCUGGGAGGACGACUUCAAGUGCAAACUAACCCGCCCUGGCGUAAAGUACGAACUUGGUAGAAGAAAAUGUACAGGUGAGGAAAGAAUCAGUCAACAGUCUCAGUACGAACAGGAAGGCAAGGUGCAGUUUGUGAUAGAUGCUGUGUACGCCAUGGCCCACGCCUUACACAGCAUGCACAUGGACUUGUGUCCUGGCCACAUGGGCGUCUGCGAGAAGAUGGACCCUGUGGAAGGACGGAACCUGCUCCAAUACAUUCGCUCUGUCAAUUUCAAUGGCAGCGCAGGAACUGGAGUGAUGUUCAAUGAAAAUGGAGACGCUCCUGGUCGCUACGACAUCUUCCAGUACCAGCUAUCCAAUGUCAGCAACCCCGGCUACAAGAUUAUCGGCCAGUGGACUAACCAUCUCCGUCUCAAUUCAGAGGAGAUGCAGUGGUCAGGUGGUGACCGCAAGAUCCCUGAGUCGGUGUGCAGUUUCCCCUGCGAGUCCGGAGAGAGGAAAAAGAUGGUGAAGGGCGUUCCCUGCUGCUGGCACUGCGAGCUGUGUGAUGGCUACCAGUACCUGCUGGAUGAGUUCUCCUGCGACAUGUGCCCCUUCGACAUGAGGCCCUUAAAGAACCGCACAGGCUGCCGGCCAACGCCCAUCAUCAAGCUGGAGUGGAGCUCUCCCUGGGCCAUUAUCCCCGUUUUCCUGGCCAUCCUGGGUAUCCUUGCCACCACUGGAGUCAUUGUCACCUUUAUACGCUUCAACGACACGCCCAUCGUUCGGGCCUCUGGCAGAGAGCUCAGCUACGUGUUGCUGACGGGCAUCUUCCUCAUCUACCUCAUCACCUUCCUCAUGAUAGCUGAGCCCAGCAUCGCCGUGUGCGCCUUCCGCAGGCUGCUGCUGGGACUCGGCAUGUGCAUCAGCUACUCUGCCAUGCUCACAAAGACGAACCGGAUCUACCGCAUCUUCGAACAGGGCAAGAAGUCGGUCACGCCCCCGAAAUUCAUCAGUCCCACCUCUCAGCUGAUUAUCACCUUCAUACUCAUCUCAGUGCAGCUGCUCGGGGUCUUCAUCUGGUUUGGUGUGAUGCCACCCCACACCAUCAUCGACUACGAGGAGCAGAAGCCCCCGAACCCGGAGUUCGCCCGUGGGGUCCUCAAGUGUGACAUGUCUGACCUGUCCCUCAUCCUGUGUCUGAGCUACAGUAUCGUGCUGAUGAUCACCUGCACUGUGUACGCCAUCAAAAGCAGAGGAGUUCCUGAGACCUUCAACGAGGCCAAACCCAUCGGCUUCACCAUGUACACCACCUGCAUCAUCUGGCUGGCCUUCGUACCGAUCUUCUUCGGCACAGCGCAGUCUACUGAGAAGAUGUUCAUCCAGACCACCACCCUAACAGUGUCCAUGAGUCUGAGCGCAACCGUGUCUCUGGGCAUGCUCUACAUCCCCAAGGUCUAUGUCAUCAUCUUCCAUCCGGAGCAGAACGUCCAGAAGAGAAAGCGCAGCUUCAAAGCCGUGGUGCAGGCAGCCACCGUGUCCACGCACCUGUCCCAGAAGUCCAACGACAAACAGAACGGAGAAUCCAAGAUCGAGCCGGACAGAUCACAGUGAGAUAAGUGAAACUGGCUCCAUAUUUUUAUCACCUAAUGUCACAAGCACACACUGAGACGGCUGAUGAAAAAUCUUGAUUGUCUUUAGUUUUGCUUGGAUUCAUUUUUCUCCCCUUUACUAUGGAUUGAAUGACCAGCAAAGACGUUCCUGGAUUUUGUUUCUUUUCACACUUGUUUAGAAAACUCAGAUCUACUAAACCUUGGAAUGAAGCACAAAAGGAAACCGAAAAAUGCUCACCCUUAAAACAGACAGCUUUUUAGUACACUUAAACAAGAACUGGAAGGAUGUUGAAGUAUGUUUUGUUUCUUCUAUUUAUAAAAACAUCCACAUACACAACUCAGCUUGACAAGGGGGUAUUGUUAGUUUUAUCUUUCCCUGGGAAAUGCUAAUUAAGAAAAAAGAAGUUUAAACGGUGACCUUUGCCCUACAGGAAGAUGUACAUGUAUGUGGAAUCCUGGGGUCAAUGACGCAUUGAUUACUGGCUCCAUAAGCACUGCAUGGAUUGUGUAUUUUAUGUGUACAUGAAUGUUUUGAAAUACUGUUUGUAUGGGGUGUUAUGACUUUUUCUUCUGAUUGCACUGGAAGGAACCAGCUUUUAAAAUGCACAACCACGUCCUGUUACUAUUUCUGAUGAAGUCCCCGAGGGGAGGUGUAAUUAACCACUUUACUAUAGUCAAUCACCGCAGAAUCAUGCAGUGUCUAAUCACUAAUGCAUCAAAGCAUUUUAUUUAAAAUGGUGUUAUGUGCGUAAUUAUGAUGGUACAAGCUGGUUUUCAUUGUGGAAACUGUAGAUCCACGGCUGCAGACAGGAUACAAGUGAUUAUGAGCAGGAUAUUUAUGUUCUACCUGGUACUUUUACUUCUUCAGUGGGAAACAAUGUUUGGUAUUUCCCCAUAUUGUUUGUCAAAAUAUAGAGCAAUCACCUCCAACGUCAGACUGUAAGGCAACACGCCCAAAU
Plectropomus leopardus (leopard coralgrouper) is the source of this 3661-nucleotide messenger RNA. Lineage: Eukaryota; Metazoa; Chordata; Actinopteri; Perciformes; Serranidae. The record is from RefSeq and is a predicted model, not a curated record.